Messenger RNA from Pieris brassicae (large cabbage white), 2457 nucleotides. RefSeq names its product mutS protein homolog 4-like. The transcript is spliced from 15 exons. The record is from RefSeq and is a predicted model, not a curated record. Gene Ontology annotation, cellular component: nucleus. Gene Ontology annotation, biological process: mismatch repair; reciprocal meiotic recombination. Bases 229 to 2403 code for a protein of 724 amino acids. Lineage: Eukaryota; Metazoa; Arthropoda; Insecta; Lepidoptera; Pieridae. Gene Ontology annotation, molecular function: ATP-dependent DNA damage sensor activity; ATP binding; mismatched DNA binding.
CCUCCGUCAGGUCCUCCUCCAAAUGUAAAGAGAAGACUAAUAACGUCAAAUUCCAAACUAGACUCAUCAACGAGCUCAAAAGCACCGCGAGUGUUAGCCAAUGAUUCAAGUGCUAUCGACUCAUUCUUAUCCACUCCAAAGAAUCGUCCAAUCGCAAUACGAUAUAUUAGUAGCAGCAGUCGGGGAGGAUUCAGCGGAAAUCGGUCUGCAAGAUCCGCCAGUACAUCUAUGGUAGAAGCCAGUGUUAUACUAGCAAUAUCAGAAGGUCGUGGUAAGGCACGUGGUGAGAUAGGUAUGGCCGCGGUGGACCUACGACACCCACACUUAGUACUUUGCCAAUUUAGUGACACGUUAUUGUAUACACAUACAUUGACGAAGAUAAAUUACUUCAAUCCUGUUGAGAUUAUUGUACCGCAUACAUUUUGUGAAGGCGCCCAACCCAACCAGCUUUAUCAGCUUAUUAAAGACCAAUAUCCAUUGAUAACUGUCACGGCAGUGCAGAGAAGGUUCUAUGCGUUAACCGCAGCCGCAGCUGUACUUAAAUACGUAGAAUAUAUCCAAUGCAUAGUUUUUGCUAGGGAAUCAUUAAAAAUAACAUAUCAUUCAUCUGAGGAUACCAUGAUAAUCGAAAUAGCGGACAGAAUACGAAGCAUUCUGCUAGACGACGCACAUCUAGAAAAGGGUGCCAUGGGAAGUCUACAAAGAUGCUUCGCGAUAAAGCCAGAAAUAAAUGGACUUCUAGAUGUGGCAAGAAGAACGUAUUCCGAAUUAAUUGAUGACAUACAAAAAAUCGUUGAACAACUAAACUUAAGACCAUUCAUGGCUAGUCUGUACAAGCUUUGUGAAAACGUUGCCGAGUUGGAUAUCUUAAUAGCAUUGGCGCAGAUAAGUUCAGUAGGCUCAUACAUACGACCAGAAUUCAGUGAUUAUUUGGAUAUAAGGAAUAGUGUACACCCACUACUUGACUAUAAUAGCCAAGUGAUGCCUGUACCUAAUGAUGUUUUCGCAAGCCCCGAAUACAAUUUCACGAUCAUAACAGGACCUAACAUGGGUGGAAAAAGUAUUUAUAUCAAGCAGAUUGCGAUUAUGCAAGUCAUGUCACAAUUGGGUUGUUACAUACCAGCAACAAACGCAGUUUUGAGACUUUCUGAUCGUAUUUUCUCUAGGAUUGGAUUUAAUGAUAGUGUGGAGUUAAAUGCGUCUACAUAUGUUAUUGAAAUGAAAGAGAUUCAACACAUACUUAAAGGCAUUACGCGAUCGAGUCUAGUCAUCAUAGACGAAUUAUGCAGGGGGACAUGUAUAGAAGAAGGAGCUAGUAUAGCAUGGGCUAUUUGCGAAGAGCUUAUAUUAAGUGAUGCUUUUACAUUUUUUACUACACAUUUUCUGUACCUAACAAGACUUGAAGAUUUGUACUUUAAUGUAGUAAAUCGUCACACAGCAGUUGCAGAAGAGACUGUCGGCACGGAAAAUACUCAAAAAAGGCUUGUUUAUCAACACAAAAUAGAAGCUGGUAUCACUAAGAUAGACCAUUAUGGAUUAGCCUUAGCUGAGAAAACCAGUUUACCAGAACAAACUAUAGAUUUAGCUAAGGAAUUAACAGAAUUACUAGUCAGUCGGAGAAAGCCACAGCAACAUUCACUGCAUGCUAAGAGCGAUGAUCGCUGUCUGUAUCAAAUUAAUGUAAAGAUAGCACAGGAGUUAAGAAUAAACCAAAGUCCUGCUAAUAUUAAAAAUAUUCUAGAGAAAUUUAAAUCCGAUAACCCUGAUAUCAUAGAAAAUCUGCGCGAACAACAUAGUAAAAGUACGUCGUAUAGCAAGGGACAUACCACUACAAAUACCAAUAAUAUUUUUUCUGAAAGCAAUAUAUUCAACGAUACAACAACGCUGAAUGACUGUAAUGUGAUGAAAAAUCUUAGUACAGAAGAGAUAAAGACAAAUGAUGCAAAGGAACAUAUAAAUAAAUUUGGUAAUAGAUAUACUGCAGUAAAGUCAUCUACAGAAUUACUUAACCCUUUUUUUAAUGCGACAUCAAUGGAACAUAGCCAACAAACUCAACAUAAUAUACAAUUUAGUAAUGAAACGAGUAAUGCAAAAGAAAAUUUUGAUAAUAGCGAUCGAAAAACAAAUGAAAAGAGUUAUUCCGCUUCAGAUAAUACUAAUGCAAACAAUAGUUUGAAAACCACAGAUGAGCAUGGAAUUAGUAACGAUGACGAUAGCGAUUCGGAAAUUGCAAUAGCUUUAACUCAAGUCAUUCCGGAAAAUUCUGAUUCACAAAGUAGCGAUAUCUUGUCGUCCGAGGAAGAAUUAUUCCUGGAAACUGUAAAUGAAAUAAAAGAAUCUAUUAACGAUAUAAAUUUAGAAAGGUGUAUUCUAACACCGCCUGACGGUUUUCGAGAUGAGUAAAUGUUGUAAUAAUCGCUGCGUAAUAGUGAAAAAAAUACAUUUCUACAUAUCUUA